ACCUUUUUAGUUCGAUUUUAAAUUGAAGUAUUAUUUUUAAAAUUGUUGGCCUGAUGAUGAUGAAAUGCGUGCUUUGCUAUGAGUCAGUUAACUGUUGACCUUAAUUUUUCUCAUACUUCAUACAAAUUAGUGUUGGUAAACGUAUAUAGUAGUAUGGUAAUUGCAUUCUGCAUGAUAAUCAACAAUCAUAAAAAUAUGUACACAAACGCUGCGCUCUGUUAACCGACAAUUACAUGUGUCUUAAAAAUACGGUGCGUGUUAAAUAAAUGCAUCUAAAUCGUGGUAUACAUUUUUUAUAAUCUAGUGCAUUUGUGCCAAAACAUUCAUUCACCUACAAGCCAUCAUGCAGUCGUAGCGUUCCACCGCGCCUAUAAUAACGCUGAGACAAAAGCAAAAGGUUUCGCGCCGAAAAGGAAGACGGCAAAAAUACGCAAAGCGGUCCGGAAAAAUAACAAAAACCCACUCUAAAUGGACUCUGCGACGGGGAGAAUGUGUUUGAAUUAAUUGCAAACGUGGAUACAGUGCGUGCGCGCUUGUGCAAGCGGUAGUAAUUGUGAUCCGUCGACCGUCAACUGCCGCCGCCCCCACCCUCCCCUUGCCUACACACUCACACAAUGGCUCCAGCAAAAAAACGCGAGAAAGACAAUAAUGCAGAUGACGCUGCAACUAAUGGCCUGAAUGGCAUGUCCAACGGAGCGGCGGAUGCCGCAACGGCCUCGUCAACAGCAACGACCACUGCCACUGCAAUCGCAGGUACUACUGUACCGCCGACGCCGGCCGAUGGCCAGGUCAAACUCAAUGGACACCAGCAGGAGCAGGAACUCUUUUUGCAGGCGUUCGAAAAGCCCACUCAGAUAUAUCGCUACCUACGCAAUCGGCACGAGACAAAUCCCAUCUUCCUGAAUCGAACGCUUAGCUACAUGAAGGAGCGCAUGUCGCGUAACAACAAGAAGCGGGCCAGCUUUCAAGUUGACUCCAUGCUGGACAGCAUCAUUCAGAAAUCAGAGGCCGUCACCCAAAACUACCUGCACGUCAUAUACGAUUCUCUGCACGAGAAACUGAAGGCCGCAACGGCCGAUGGCGGCGGCGACGAUUUGCUGCAGGAGCAACUGCUGUGCGAGGCGGGGGAGUCGGUGUGCGUCGAGACAACGCUGUACAAGAUAACUCGCAGCAAGCGCAAAGACAGCACACUGGACUUCCAGGAGCUUCUUAGCAAGAGCUCGCAGAUCGUGUACAAUCCGAAGGAUAACAUUGGAGAGCACGCAACCAUUAGCAUACCGUUGCAGACGAUGCAACCGAUGGGGGAGCAGCACACGCUGUACAAGCUGCUCUUCCGCAUCAAGGUGCUGGCGCCGAGUUCGUGCAAUGACGAGAAUGCAGAAACACCUCCCAACAAAAGGUCGCGUCGCAACGAGAAGAUGUUCGGUUCGGAGCUGAUAUUAUACGAGAAAUCCAGUGGCUUCAUCACCGAGGGCGAGUACGAGGCGAUGCUGCAGCCCUUGAACUCGUCCAGCAUCAAAUCCUUCUCACCAAAGAAAUGCACCUGGGAGACAAUGCCCGACAGCUACAUUCCGCUCUCGCUGACCUACGAUGUCUAUAAGCAGAGUCCCAUGCUCAAGUUCCAUUUGACGCUCUCAAAUGAGGAGCUGCCAGAGAUUAUAUCCGCGCCGGAACUGCAGCGUUAUGUUCAGCCUUUGGAUGCGGUGGCCGAGAUGAAUCACAACAACAAUAACUACAGCAACAACAAUAACUGCAGCGCAUUAAAGAAUGGUGGAAGCGGAAUCAAAUCGAUGCCGGAGCACAUCCAGAUAGUGUACAAUUUCAUGUACAGCAACAAUACGCGCCAGCAGACCGAGUACACCCAGGAGCUUAAUUGCCCGUGGUGCGGACUAGACUGCCUUCGCCUGUACGCACUGCUGAAGCACUUGAAGCUGUGCCACGCCCGCUUUAACUUUACAUAUCAGCCGGCAGGAAGCGGGGCGCGCAUUGACGUUACCAUCAAUGAUGGCUACGAUGGGUCGUAUGCCGGUUCGCCGUACGACCUGGCCGGGCCUUCGGGAUCAUCAUUCGCCCGCACGUGCGGCCCGGUGCGACGCACUUCGGUCACCAGCCUAAUGGUGUGUCGGCCUCGGCGCCAGAAGACUUGUCUGGACGAGUUCCUGGAGCUGGACGAAGACGAGAUCAGCAAUCAACGUUCUUAUAUAACGGGCCACAACAGGCUUUAUCACCACACAGAGACCUGCCUGCCAGUGCAUCCCAAGGAGCUGGACAUCGACUCGGAGGGCGAGAGCGAUCCGCUGUGGCUGCGCCAAAAGACCAUUCAGAUGAUCGAUGAGUUCUCCGACGUCAACGAGGGCGAGAAGGAGCUGAUGAAGCUGUGGAACUUGCACGUGAUGCGUCACGGAUUCGUUGGCGACUGCCAGCUGCCGUUGGCUUGCGAGAUGUUCCUCGACGCCAAGGGCCAUGAGAUUGUGCGCAAGAAUCUGUAUCGCAACUUUAUCCUGCAUAUGUGCUCGCUGUUCGAUUACGGCCUGAUUGCGGCCGAGACAGUCUAUAAAACAGUCCAGAAGCUGCAGGGGCUGCUGAGCAAGUAUGGAGCUGGCCAGGAGCUAAUGCAGCGUCAGCGCGAGGCCCAACUUAAGUUUUGGCUGGACGUUGGCAUGCACAAGAAGCAGGAGGAUCCCAAGGCCCACAAAUCACCUCAAAAAGCUGCUCCGCCGGCAGACGCUGGAGCUACCUCCUCCCCCACUGCCACCGCAUCCACCUCCUCGAACAGUUCGGCAAGCUCGAGUGCCAUGCAGCCGCCCAAGCGGAUGCCGGCUCAUCUGAAGCGGGCCAGUGCAGCCGCCGCCGCCACCGCAGCAGCUGCAUCUCAAGGUAAAGCUUCCGAAAAUGGAAACAACAACAGCAAGAACGUGGCCAAGAAGAGCGCAGAUCAGCCGCCUCCUACCCUGGCCAACACAAGAGAGCGACGCUCCGAUCCGGGCGUUAAGCGCAGUGUCAGCGGAACCCGACUCGGAGGAGGUCCAGAGUCUCGUACUGCCUCGGCACCUGUCUCGAAGCGCAAGCUUAGCGCCAAAGAUAACACAGCAGCGCUCACCAAAAGACAGCGCUACAGCGACAGUAGCGCCGGAGCAGGACCCGGAAAUGGGACUGGAGCGAGCCGCAACAAAAGCAAUAACCACACACUGCCAGCAACCAGCGACAUGAACAACAGCAGCAGCAGCAGCAGCAAGCGGCUGAUCGCGCGACGCCGCUCCACCUCGGAGCGGACCAAGGCGAAUGCAUCAUCAGGAGCUGGUGGAGGAGUACGCACCAGGCUCUCGGUGCCGGUCAAGUACGAGAGGCGCUGACGCAGGCGCCGUCGACGUCGCCGUUGCUGCUGCUGCUGCUCCUCCGCAUCCUCGUUCACCGCCUCCCAUUGACCACACAUCGCUAGGGCUUUAUUUGUUUAAUUUGUUCAAUCAAUCGGGAAGCUGAGAGUUAUGCCACGCCAGGCAACGCCUUUAUCCCUCUUCUUAUCAUUAUCGCUAUAUUAUAUUAUGUUGUGUUAUAUUUUAAUGGAUCUAUUACUAUGUUGGACAUUUUGUAAAGUCUUGUUUCGGAUUCAAAAUUGACCUCAAAAACCAGUAGCACUCUUCAGUUAAUCACAUUUUUACGCCAGAUACUUAAGAGUACAGAAUACAGGGCUCAAGGCUAAACUGCUACCGGGAUAAUCAAUUCAAAACUAAUUUGAAUUAUCUUACACCUAAUCUUAAUCAAAUUCGGGUCAUGUAAGGCAACGUUUUGCGGUAGAAGCGUAGAAAAGGAAGCAUCAAUUGUAAUUAGUGCAGAUUGUAUACAAAUAUAUAUAUUUACAGCCAUAA
Messenger RNA from Drosophila serrata, 3866 nucleotides. It is a transcript of the gene Su(z)12, whose product is annotated as Polycomb protein Su(z)12. The record is from RefSeq and is a predicted model, not a curated record. Gene Ontology annotation, cellular component: RSC-type complex; ESC/E(Z) complex; nucleus. Gene Ontology annotation, molecular function: chromatin DNA binding. Lineage: Eukaryota; Metazoa; Arthropoda; Insecta; Diptera; Drosophilidae.